AUGUAUGUAUAGAGAGAGAUUUUUAUGGUUUUUUUGAUUUAUAAUUGUGUGUUGAAAGCCAUUCAAUCUGUUCUGGCCAAUUUCUUCCCCAUCAUUGUCAAACAUGUAUUAAGCUCUAGUCCAAGUCACUAUCUUGUUUUCUCUCUCUUCAAGAUCCUGUUUCUCUCUCUAAUAUCUUUGAAAUCAUUCUUUUUUCUUUCUGGGUUUGUUUUGUUCAUCAACAAGAUGGUCAAACAAAUGCUAAAAAUCCAACCUUUCUGAAUCUUGUGCUGUUUCUUGAAUCUUCUUUCUUUCUUUCAUCUGUUAUUCUUAUUUUCUUUUUACAAUUGCUGAUUUCAUUCAAGAAACAAGAUGACAGUUGAGGAAAUUAGAGGGUCUGUUGGGGUUAAUAAUAAUAAUAAUAAUAAUGAAAUUGACAGAUUUCCCAUAGGGAUGAGAGUUCUUGCUGUUGAUGAUGAUCCAACUUGUUUGAAAUUAUUAGAUGGGCUUUUAAGGAAAUGUCAAUAUCAAGUGACAACAACAAAUCAAGCAAGAACAGCAUUGAAGAUGUUAAGGGAAAAUCGAAACCGGUUCGAUCUUGUGAUCAGUGAUGUUCAUAUGCCAGAUAUGGAUGGAUUCAAGCUUCUUGAACUUGUUGGUCUUGAAAUGGACUUACCUGUUAUUAUGUUAUCGGGAAACAGUGACCCGAAGCUUGUAAUGAAGGGAAUCACUCACGGUGCGUGUGAUUACCUUGUGAAACCCGUUCGCCUUGAAGAACUACGCAACAUAUGGCAACAUGUGAUCAGGCGAAAAGUUGAGUCAAAAUCUCAGUCAAGGUCAAACAAUAACCAAGAAAGGCAGAAUCACGACGGUGGGCCAGAAGCCGGUAGUGGAGAUCCAAACGGGAAAGUUAAUAGAAAAAGAAAAGAUGAAGAUUUCGAAGAUUUCGAAGAUAACGGGAAUGAAGACGAUGAUCCGUCAACACAAAAGAAACCGCGUGUUGUUUGGUCCAUUGAUCUUCAUAGGAAAUUCGUUGCCGCUGUCAAUCAACUUGGGAUUGAGAAAGCUGUUCCUAAAAGGAUUCUUGAUUUGAUGAACGUCGAAGGUCUUACAAGGGAAAACGUUGCAAGCCAUCUUCAGAAAUAUCGGCUUUACUUAAAACGAAUCAGUCAACAAGCAAACAUGGUGGUUGCGUUUGGCGGUAGUAAAGACCCGUCUUCUUAUAUGAGAAUGAGUCCACUUGAUGGAAUCGGAGACUUCCGUUCAUUAUCCGGUUCUACAAGACUACCAAACGCUCAGUUAUCGUCGUAUCCACCUUCCGGUAUGCUCGGUAGACUCAGCAGUGCAACCGGGAUGACCCUACACAGCCUCACGACCCCAGCGUUGAUCCAACCGACCCACACCCAAAACUUAACCGGUUCGGUCAACUCACUCAACAAGUUCCAACCGGUUGUAUUACCAACACCACCGAAUCACCAACCCACGAGUCUUCUUCAGGGAAUUCCAACUUCGUUUGACCUUGGUCAACUUCAACCGAGUAAUAAACCGAACAACACCCAACUCCCGGAUUUCAACCCGAUCGAUGAAUCUCGAAUCUUUAACGGUUCUAGCACCUUUCCUGUUUCAAGUAGUUCCACUUUUCUCGAUGUUCCGCAGCCCAUUGGUGACGGUUUCAACAACCAACUGCCGCCUAAUAACAGCCUAAACUAUUGUUCUAACACUGCUCUUAUUAACAUGAUUGCUGACACAAUGACCGCGUUUGGCUCUAGUAUUACUACCACACCUUCACUACCUCUUGAAGGUCAAAGUCAAAGGCAUGCGCAGUAUGGUAACCAAAGUUAUGGUCCGUAUUCAAGCAAUGGUUUUAGCGGUUUAGCCGCUGCCGCACCGCCGUCCAGUACUGGUGGUUUAGGUGGACCGGUGAGUCAAUCGAAUGACGGGAUUUGCGGGGUCUACAAUAGGUCAAAUGGCAAUGGUGCACUCGCUAUGCAGAUGAACAACAAAGAGACUCAUAGGUCAAAUACUAAACUGAAAAUGGGAUCUGGUGAAAACUUUUUACCGAGUGGGUUUGUUGCAAACAACAGUUAUGAUUCGUUGGAUGAUCUUAUGAACGGAAUGAUGAAACGGGAGCAGGAUCCAACGAUCUCGAUGGAUGGAGAAUUUGGAUUCGAUCCUUAUUCUUUCGGAUCGUGUAUAUGAUGAUGAUGAUAUAGUAAUUAUUAGCUCUCGACUCCUGAAGAACGAUAAAACGGGGCUGCAAUAUGACAGAUUAGGUUUUAUUAAAUGAGAAGUUUGUAUCAAUAUGUAAUUUAUUUUGGGGAGUUUUAUAUAAACUUGUAGCCGGUUUUCUAUUGUGGGUUGUACUGUUUUUAGAUUUUUUUUUUAUUUUUUUUUUCAAAUCUAUUUUCAGGCAGUGUUAUGAAUAUUAUGGUUGUGAUGCAAAGAACCGGUGUUUCUGGUAA
Messenger RNA from Helianthus annuus (common sunflower), 2441 nucleotides. RefSeq names its product two-component response regulator ARR12. The record is from RefSeq and is a predicted model, not a curated record. The transcript is spliced from 6 exons. Gene Ontology annotation, molecular function: DNA-binding transcription factor activity; DNA binding. Lineage: Eukaryota; Viridiplantae; Streptophyta; Magnoliopsida; Asterales; Asteraceae. Bases 352 to 2178 code for a protein of 608 amino acids. Gene Ontology annotation, biological process: phosphorelay signal transduction system; cytokinin-activated signaling pathway.